This is a messenger RNA of Xyrauchen texanus (razorback sucker), 1864 nucleotides long. RefSeq names its product V-type proton ATPase subunit C 1-A-like. Gene Ontology annotation, biological process: proton transmembrane transport. The transcript is spliced from 13 exons. The record is from RefSeq and is a predicted model, not a curated record. Lineage: Eukaryota; Metazoa; Chordata; Actinopteri; Cypriniformes; Catostomidae. The coding region runs from base 159 to 1304 and encodes 381 amino acids. Gene Ontology annotation, cellular component: vacuolar proton-transporting V-type ATPase, V1 domain; lysosomal membrane. Gene Ontology annotation, molecular function: proton-transporting ATPase activity, rotational mechanism.
GUGACGCCGUUCGAAAGGUUUGCAGCGCAUCAACGGAAUUAACUGUGUUGUCAACGCUGUUUUAUUAAACGGUAUACAUUUUAACGCAUUUUUUUUUUCCAUCUUACUGAAGUUUAAACUUUUCUGAUCGGACCAUUUGAUUGAUCUUUUGAGUCGUCAUGACAGAGUUCUGGUUGAUCUCUGCUCCUGGAGAGAAGACCUGCCAGCAGACAUGGGACAAGAUGAACAUGGCCACAAGCCAUACCAACAACCUGUCCACUAACUACAAGUUCAACGUUCCUGACCUUAAAGUGGGUACUUUGGAUAUCCUUGUUGGGCUGUCAGAUGAGCUCGCCAAAUUGGAUGCGUUCAUUGAGAGCGUUGUGAGGAAAGUGGCCCAGUACAUGGCUGAUGUGUUAGAGAACACCCGAGAUAAAGUUCAGGAGAAUCUUUUGGCCAAUGGAGUUGAUCUAGUCACAUAUAUUUCACGGUUCCAGUGGGAUAUGGCCAAGUAUCCAAUCAAACAGUCCCUUAAGAACAUUUCAGAGAUCAUCACCAAGCAAGUGACUCAGAUUGACAAUGACCUUAAAGCAAGAGCUUCAGCUUAUAAUAGCCUAAAAGGCAACUUACAGAGCCUGGAGAGAAAGAGUGUGGGGAGUCUUUUGUCUAGGAGUUUGGCUGAUAUUGUUAAGAAAGAUGAUUUUGUUCUAGACUCUGAAUACCUUAUCACUCUUCUAGUGGUUGUCCCAAAGACAAGUUAUGUUGACUGGCAGAAGACUUAUGAAACUCUUGCUGAAAUGGUGGUUCCAAGAUCCACAAAAAUUAUAUCUGAAGACCAAGACAGUGGGUUGUUUAGUGUCACACUCUUCAGAAAAGCUAUUGAUGACUUCAAACACAAAGCAAGAGAAAACAAGUUCAUUGUGCGUGACUUUCAGUACAAUGAAGAGGAGAUGAAAGCAGACAAAGAGGAGAUGACUCGCCUCUCCACGGACAAGAAGAAGCAAUUUGGCCCUUUGGUACGUUGGCUUAAAGUAAACUUCAGUGAGGGCUUCAUCGCAUGGAUACACAUCAAGGCACUUCGAGUUUUUACAGAGUCUGUCUUGAGAUAUGGGCUGCCUGUCAAUUUCCAGGCCAUGCUGUUGCAACCCAGCAAGAAGAAUGUGAAGAAGCUGAGAGAAGUUCUACAAGACCUUUACAAGUACUUGGACAGCAGUGCUACUAUUAUUGAUGCAUCUAUGGACAUCCCAGGUCUGAAUUUCAGCCAGCAGGAGUACUAUCCAUAUGUUUUCUACAAGAUUGAAUGUAAUCUCCUGGACUUCAAAUAGAAUUCAUAUUGAAAUGCACCAUUCCAUUUCUGCUUUUGUGAGACACAGAGACUGGUCCCUUUAAUUUAUUAAUGACUUGUUUUUUCUGUCCUUUUUACCUCUCUGCCAGUAACUUCCUAUUUCUGUCUCAUUCUAUCAUUCCUGCAGAUGGCUAUUGGCAUUAGCAGUCACAUCUGUCGUGUGACUGCUGGUUAAAUUUAUUUUGCUUUAAUAUGUUUACAAAUGAAGAAUAUCUUUUUUUUUUGUAUCUGUCCUUUGAAGACGUGUCAUUCAACAUUUAACACAGAGGCAGUGACAUCACUCCUCUUUUACUGAACCAUAGUGGUUGUGCAUCUAAUUAUUGUUUUUCUUUUUAGCUUCCUCUAUGAGCUUACUCUGUGCCAUGCGCUGGUAUUGUAGUGAUUAUCUUUAAUUAUGUUGUCAACCAAUAUGUUCAUGUUUGUCUGUGUUUGUGCAUCUCAAGUGAGAUUGCAUAAUUUAUAUAUUUUGAUGGAAAAGGAGAAAUAGAUGAUCACAUGCUGGGUAUACUGUAAAGACCAAUCAGAGUGAAUAAAAUGAUA